UACUAGAUUUGUGGGCCCAGCAAAGUUUCUCAUCUGAAAUCUCUUUUGAGAAAAAGUUUUAAAACCCUAGCAGCCAAGCCAACUAGGGUUUAAGAAAGCCCUAAAACUCGCUCCCGAUUUCUCUGCUUCUCUCACAUAUAUAUACUUUUGACUCAGUUCACUCCAAAACCAUGAGGUUUGUCUUCAAAACCCUAAUUUCAUUGCUCCAAGAUGGUGGGUUUUUUACGAGAUCCCACCAUUGAAGAAGAGGACCUCAAUCAACAGCAACCUUUGAAGCUCGAGAACUCGGACGACCCACUUCCUCUUGACUUCUCUUUUUCCGAGCUUGACGAUUUCUCUUUGUCCUUUGUCGAUUCAAUUCUUGAUUUUGACUCUUUAAUGGAUUUGAUUCAAGAAAAUCCUGUUCUGGAAAUGGAUGAUUCGAAGCCAGCAGACACAGAAAAGGUUGAUUCAGUGAAGAUGGAUGAUAAGGGGAUGAUGGAUAAAGAUGGGUCUUGUGGAGAAACGAAUUUUGGAGAUGGGUUUCAGAAAUUGGGGGAUUUGGGCUCUUCGAUUGAGGAAGAUAUUGGGAAGGUUAGUUUGGAUGGUUUGGUUGUUGCGGAGUCAGGUGUGAUGAGUGAUCAACCAGCGAGUGUUGGUGGGAAUGGUGCGAAGAGCGUUGAAAUAGUGGGUGUUGAUGAGAAUGGUGUAAAGAGUAGUGAAACAUUGGGUAUCAUCAACGAAAGUGGCUGCAAGAGUGCUGAAAUUGUCACUAUAGACGGAGAUGGCCCGAAGAGUGAUGAAACAGAGAGUGAUGGACAUGAGAGUGGUAGCAGUGAAGAUACAGAUAGUUCGAGUUCAUCGGCAUCAUCAUCAUCUUCUUCUUCAAGUAGUGAAGAGGAAGAUGAUGAAGAUGAGGACGAGGGGGAGGGGACUGAGGAACAGAAAAAAGAGGGAGAGAUUGAUAUUGAAGAAGGUGAGAUAAGGGAUUCUGAGGUGGUGGCUUGGAGUGAGGAUGAGGAUGAUGAAGAGGAUGGCAGUGUUACGAAAGGGCCUAUUAGAUCCAAAAACGAGCUUGAGGUUCUCCCUCCGGUUCCUCCAGUGAACGUGACCUUGCAACCACACCAUCAGAUCCUGCCAGUAGGGGUUAUUUUAUCGAUCGUUGGCACCCAAGUCAUCGUGGAAGGUGUAGAGAAGCACAACCCUCUUAAUGAGGGUUCCAUCCUUUGGAUAACAGAAAGCCGAUCCCCGUUAGGGCUGGUGGAUGAAAUUUUUGGUCCUGUCAAGAACCCUUACUACAUAAUAAGAUACAAUUCAGAAAAUGAAGUCCCUGCCGGAGUUGAACAAGGCACUUCAAUCUCAUUUGUACGGGAAUUUGCCCAACAUGUCCUCAAUGACAGCAGUCUUUACAAGAAAGGGUAUGAUGCAUCCGGUGAAAAUGAUGAAGAGCUAUCAGAAGAAGCUGAGUUUUCAGAUGAUGAAAAGGAGGCUGAAUACAAGAGAAUGCUAAAGAUGACGAAGAGAGGCUCAAAUGACCCUAAAGUUGGGAAUAAUAGGAAAAAGGAUAGGAAGAAGUUUAAAAAUCAUGGCGGGACAUGGCAGAAAAGUCGGCCUUCAACCCCACAAACACAAGAGGGGGUUUGCCAGCCACCAACCAACCAAAACAAGCGUUGUGCCCCACGUCCUGCAGCAUCACUGGAUAAUGGUAGUUGCUCAUACUCUUUUGGCACAGGCCAACAAGGUUUUUCUAGUAGCCCCAGCUUGGUUCCACCAUUUCCACAACUGGUUCAGGCCCCGGGUUUUAUUCCGACUUCCAGUGGAGUUUGGACAAAUGGAAUGAUGCCAUGUGAGCAGCAGCAGCAGAACAUGGUUUUUCAUAAUGGAGUUCCAACAAAUGGUAUGCCGUGGAUGCAACAGAAUCAGUUUCAGCAAUCCUAUCAGAUGCCUUUGCCGAACAGAAUGCCAUUUCAGCAGCAAAUGCAGUUUGUUCCGAGCCAGAGUUUACCUCCUAAUAUGGUUUUCCCUGCUGCACAACCAAACUUCUGUGCAGGACCUGCAUUUGCACCUUGGCCUGGGAGUUUGGGUCAAAGUGGUGGCUUCAACCAACCAUCUGGGAUGGGCUUGCAGUGCCAACAAGCUCCCAUAUCCAGGAAUGUGGGAGAACAACCACGUCAACCUUCCAUGUCCAUAAAUGUGGGAGAACAACAGCGUCAGGCUCCUAUGUCCAUGAAUGUGGGACAACCUCGUCCUCUUAUCCCAGGUAACAUUGAAGUUUCUCAGCCUCAACAAUUUAAUCAAGGCGUGCAUCGUGGUCGUGGCAGUAAACCUUAUCACCACAGAGGCGGUGGUCGCUUUGGAAGUGGGAGAGGCCGGAACCAAUCAAAGUGAUUGUUUUGGAGGUGACAGAGGCCGGCAGGAAUCGUAGUGAAUUACGGGGUUAUACCGUGCUUUGCUUACUCCUUUUCUUAAUGAAUUUACUCUCUCUCUCUCUCUCUCUCUCUCUCUCUCUCUUUCUUCUUCUUUUUCUUUUCUUUUCUUUUCUUUUCUUUUUUUUUUUGGAAUGGAAUUGUGGAUAAAUUUACAAUACUCUGAAAGGAGGUGUAAGAAUUUUGAAAUUUUGGUUUACUUACAUUAUCUUCUCCUGGCAGGAGCUUUGUGCAUUAA
This is a messenger RNA of Camellia sinensis, 2643 nucleotides long. RefSeq lists its product as uncharacterized. Gene Ontology annotation, cellular component: sno(s)RNA-containing ribonucleoprotein complex. Gene Ontology annotation, molecular function: RNA binding. Gene Ontology annotation, biological process: pseudouridine synthesis; box H/ACA snoRNP assembly; ribosome biogenesis. NCBI's taxonomy places the organism in Eukaryota, Viridiplantae, Streptophyta, Magnoliopsida, Ericales, Theaceae. The record is from RefSeq and is a predicted model, not a curated record.